Talaromyces amestolkiae is the source of this 1026-nucleotide messenger RNA. RefSeq lists its product as uncharacterized. Gene Ontology annotation, molecular function: oxidoreductase activity, acting on the CH-OH group of donors, NAD or NADP as acceptor. Bases 1 to 1026 code for a protein of 341 amino acids. Lineage: Eukaryota; Fungi; Ascomycota; Eurotiomycetes; Eurotiales; Trichocomaceae. The record is from RefSeq and is a predicted model, not a curated record. The transcript has 5 exons.
AUGCCACCUUCAAACCUUGCUCUGCCUUUGGGUUCCUUGGUUCUCGUAACCGGGGCCAAUGGCUACAUUGGCUCACACGUCGUCAACAAUCUCCUUGAUCUUGGAUAUCGUGUUCGGGGAACCGUCCGCGAGCCCAAGCCCUGGUUGGACCAAUUCUUCACCAACAAGUAUGGCGCGGGCAAGUAUGAGAGCGUAGUUGUUCCUCAAAUUGACGUUGCCAAUGCUUUCAAUGAAAGUAUCAAAGGCGUUGAUGGAGUCGUUCAUGUGGCGUCGGAUAUGUCUUUCAGCCCCGACCCGAGCGCCGUCAUUCCACAAAUGGUUGCUGCAAUGGAGAACAUUCUGAGUGCGGCGGCACAGGAAGAGUCCGUCAAACGAUUCGUCUUGACGUCGUCAUCAGCUGCUGUGCUUAUCGCCCAGGCUAACGUGGAGGUUGAAGUUACUAAAGAUACGUGGAAUGACUUUGCAGUCAAAGCUGCAUGGGACAGAAACGCACCUCAAGAACUCAAAGGUGCACUCGUUUACUGCGCAUCUAAAGUUGCAAUAGAGCGCACGGCAUGGAAAUUUGUUGAAGAGAAGGAGCUAAAGUUUGUCUUCAACGCCGUCGUUCCUAACGUCAAUUUUGGUCGAAUUUUGCACCCGCAAAUUCAUGGCUCUUCUAUGGGCCACACCAGAGCUUUGACAAAAGGCAACUCAUUUGUCAUGGGCUUGCUUCCCACACAAUGGUUUGUUGAUGUCGAGGAUUGUGCCAAGUUGCAUGUCGUCGCCCUCUUAGACCCGGAAGUGAAGUCCGAGCGUCUCUUUGCAUUCGCUGAUACGUAUACUUGGACCGAUAUUCUCGCAAUCAUACGCAAGAUACGCCCAGCAGGUUGUGAGCAGCUUGUCAGGCCCCCGGAGAACGAAGGCCGGGAUAUCAGCAAGAUUCUCCCGAGAGAAAGAGCAGAGGAACUGUUGCAGAAGUUCUAUGGGAAGGGUUGGACGAAGCUUGAAGAUAGCAUUGCGGCGGGGKUUGAAGAAUAUGAUAUCUGA